Oikopleura dioica is the source of this 405-nucleotide messenger RNA. Lineage: Eukaryota; Metazoa; Chordata; Appendicularia; Copelata; Oikopleuridae. The record is from the annotation of a GenBank genome assembly.
AUGUUGACAAGCGAAGAAAUUGAGCAUGGAAAAAACCACGAGUUUCCUGUUUACAACGAAACAAUUCCAGCAAAACAUAAUUCUAGCGUGAGCGUUGUUGAUACUGGUGAACGCGUAAACAAUGCCACAAUCGAGGGAAGCAAAGAGAAAAGAACCGAAAAACCGCAACCGCGUGGUUGGAAAAAGAAGUGCGAACUGGACGAAUUCAAAUAUGCACCGCACUGUUUUCGCUUUCGGACGCGACGCUCAGCCGCUCAUCCCGGGAUUUUACCAACGAAGAUAAACGAAAAACUGCUUCAAGAGCCAUCUUACCAUUGGGUGCCAGAAAUUGUUCGAGGGAUGGCCGUUGAUGGGCUCUAUAAAGAAAAUGGUCAAACCUAUAAUUUCCUUCACAAAUUACCCUAA